GAUAUCUCUUCGAUAGCUCUUGGCUCUUGCAAUCGAAUCUCAUAACCUCAGAGAGAGAGGGAGCAAUCUAUCUAUCCACCAUUUUCGUUAUUAUUAUUAUUAUUAAAUUUAAUGCUAUUUUAAUUAAUUCAAACUAUUAAUGGCUUCUUCUCUUUUAUCAUCAUCAUCAUCUUCUUCUUCUUCUUACUUCUUCUUGGUGUGCACUACACUCACUGUGUUUUCCUUCUGGUUAUUUCAUGCAGUGCCAGCGGUGACAGCGGUGAGAAGCUCUCGCGUAAUGCUAGUCCACACUACUAACAACAAUGGUUCAACAUCAAACUCUACCAAGAACCACCACAAGUGGGUGGGGCCAACUGGUCACCGCCAGAUCGCUGUCGACAUAAACGGUUCAGGGGAUUUCCUGUCCGUCCAAGCCGCCGUCAAUGCAGUACCGGCAAACAACACGGUCAAUGUUCUCAUCCUCAUCAGCCCCGGAUACUACAGAGAAAAAGUGGUGGUGCCGGCGACAAAGCCGUACAUCACGUUUCAAGGAGCUGGGAAAGAUGUGACCGUGAUCGAAUGGCAUGACCGAGCCAGUGACCCAGGGCCCAACGGCCAGCAGCUGAGGACUUACAGGACAGCUUCUGUUACUGUUUUCGCCAACUAUUUCUCCGCAAGAAACAUCAGCUUCAAGAAUACGGCGCCGGCUCCGAUGCCGGGGAUGCAAGGGUGGCAAGCGGUAGCGUUUAGGAUAUCAGGUGACAAGGCGUACUUCUCAGGUUGUGGCUUCUAUGGUGCCCAAGACACACUUUGUGACGAUGUGGGGCGCCAUUACUUCAAGGAUUGUUACAUUGAGGGUUCCAUAGACUUCAUUUUUGGGAAUGGUCGGUCCAUGUACAAAGACUGUGAGCUGCACUCGAUAGCAACCAAGUUCGGGUCAAUUGCGGCCCACUACAGAAACUCAGCGGAUGAUAAAUCAGGCUUCGCUUUCGUGAACUGCCGAGUUACGGGUACGGGUCCUUUGUAUGUGGGUCGGGCCAUGGGCAAGUACUCCCGGAUCGUAUAUUCCUACACCUACUUUGAUGACGUGGUCGCUCAUGGUGCCUGGGAUGACUGGGGCAACACAACCGCCAGCACUACAACAAAGAGGAGUGUGUUUCUGGGAGUCUACAAGUGCUGGGGGCCAGGAGAAGAAGCCCUGCUUGGGGUGUCAUGUGCCCCAGAGCUUGAUUAUGAAUUGGCCCAUCCCUUUCUGGUCAAGAGUUUCGUCAACGGAAGGCACUGGAUUGCACCCUCUGAUGCUUAGCCUUUGCUAUCAUCUCAUACUUCUUCCAAAUCCCAUUCUUUAAUUCAUUCAUAUAUUCUUUAAUUCAAUUAUUGUAAAAUAUAUCUACUCCAUCAACAUACUCUAUCCAGGGUUGCUGUUCCUUCUAAUUGCUUUAUGCGGGAGAAAGGUAGGCUACUUAAAAUAGUCCAACAACCAAACUCUUAUGUGUGUAGAUUUGCUCACCUAAUCCUGAUAAGUGUCCCGACGUUUUGUACCGUGUACCUUUUCUUCAAUAAUAUGAUAUCGUUUUGUUCAA
Prunus dulcis (almond) is the source of this 1562-nucleotide messenger RNA. Its product is annotated as probable pectinesterase 68. Lineage: Eukaryota; Viridiplantae; Streptophyta; Magnoliopsida; Rosales; Rosaceae. The transcript is spliced from 5 exons. Gene Ontology annotation, molecular function: pectinesterase activity. Gene Ontology annotation, biological process: cell wall modification. The record is from RefSeq and is a predicted model, not a curated record. Bases 140 to 1285 code for a protein of 381 amino acids.